This is a messenger RNA of Penicillium digitatum Pd1, 3324 nucleotides long. The record is from RefSeq and is a predicted model, not a curated record. NCBI's taxonomy places the organism in Eukaryota, Fungi, Ascomycota, Eurotiomycetes, Eurotiales, Aspergillaceae.
AUGGCCUCGACCAAACAGGUCCCAAUUCCGGGUCCCAAGGGUGUCCCAUUCUUGGGAAACGUCUAUGACAUCGAGUCUGAGCUACCCAUAAACAGCUUCGAGCAGAUGGCCGAUAGCUAUGGUAUGGACCUUGACCUGCACGAACAAGUAGACGAAGCCUGCGAUGAGGAACGCUUCAGCAAAAUGGUCUCCGCUGGUUUACGUGAGAUCCGCAACGGUAUUAAUGACGGUCUCUUUACAGCGAACUAUCCUGGUGAAGAGAACUGGGCCAUUGCGCAUCGCAUUCUUGUUCCUGCGUUUGGUCCGCUCAUGAUUCGCGGCAUGUUUGAUGAAAUGUAUGAUAUUGCCACUCAACUGGUUAUGAAAUGGGCUCGGGUUGGCCCUGCGGUUCCUAUCCAGGUCACGGAUGACUUCACCCGGUUAACGCUGGAUACAAUUGCUCUUUGCGCUAUGGGCACUCGAUUCAACUCGUUCUAUCAUGACGAGAUGCACCCAUUCGUUGAGGCAAUGGUUGGUUUGCUAGCUGGGUCUGGAAAUCGUGCUAUGAAGCCUGCUUUGUUAAACAGCCUACCCACUACGGAAAACAACAAGUACUGGAGUGAUAUAGAGUAUCUACGGAACCUAGCCCGGGAACUAGUCGAUUCGCGAAAGGAGAAUCCCGUCGAGAAAAAUGACCUCCUCAAUGCACUCAUCCUCGGUCGCGACCCGCAGACUGGCCGGGGUAUGACAGACGACUCAAUUAUAGACAACAUGAUCACUUUCCUCAUUGCUGGACACGAGACCACAUCUGGCAUGUUGUCAUUCUUAUUCUACUAUCUUCUCAAGAGCCCGAGCGCAUACAAGAAGGCCCAAGAAGAAGUCGACCAUGUGAUUGGCAAACGCAAGAUCACUGUCGAUGACAUGUCUAAGCUGCCAUACAUCACCGCUGUGAUGCGCGAGACGCUGCGUCUGAAACCAACAGCCCCAAUGAUUUCCCUGCACCCCCACCCUACUAAGAACCAGGAGGAUCCUAUUACACUUGGAGGUGGCAAAUAUGUGCUCAAUAAGGACGAGACCAUUGCACUCAUGCUUACCAAAAUGCACCGCGACCCGAAGGUCUACGGCCCCGACGCCGAUGAGUUCAAGCCAGAGCGGAUGCUUGAGGAAAACUUUGAGAAGCUCCCCAAGAACGCAUGGAAGCCAUUUGGAAAUGGCAUGCGAGGCUGCAUCGGACGACCGUUCGCGUGGCAGGAGGCUCUCCUUGUUGUUGCUAUAUUGCUGCAGAACUUCAAUUUCCAGAUGGACAACCCCAGUUACGAUCUCCGCAUCAAGCAGACCCUUACCAUCAAGCCCAAGGACUUCCAUAUGAAGGCUACCCUGAGAAAUGGACUUGACCCUACGCAACUCAACACUACUCUUAGUGGCUCUGUUGCUGCGCCCACAGAGACUGGUGCCGGUAGCCGGGAUCGUAAGCCCAAGGUCGCACCCGCGGAUGGCAAGCUAAAGCCGAUGCACGUGUUCUAUGGCAGCAAUACGGGAACUUGUGAGGCAUUCGCCCGCAGACUGGCUGAUGAUGCCACUGCAUACGGGUACGCUGCACAGACAAGCUCUUUGGAUUCAGCCAUGCAGAAUAUCCCCAAGAACGACCCCGUGGUAUUCAUCUCGGCUACCUACGAAGGAAAGUCUCCGGAUAACGCCGCUCAUUUCUUCGAGUGGCUCAGUGGGCUGAAGACCAACGACCUGGACGGUGUCAACUAUGCAGUGUUUGGAUGUGGCCACCAUGACUGGUCAUCAACCUUCUACCGUGUCCCCAAGGCCAUCGACCAGCUAGCCAAGGAGAAUGGAGCUAAUAGGCUCUGCGAUAUCGGUCUUGCUGAUGCAGCAAAUUCAGACAUGUUUACGGAUUUUGAUGGCUGGGGUGAGACCUUACUCUGGCCGGCUGUGAUGGCUAAAUUUGGUGGAGCUAGCCCUGAAAAUGCCGCCAAGACGAAGUCUUCAUUGCAGGUCGAAGUGAGCUCAGGCAUGCGCGCCUCUACCCUGGGUCUCCAGCUCGAAGAGGGCUUGGUCAUUGAGAACAAGGUCCUUACGCCGCCCGGAGCCCCGGCCAAACGAGUGGUCAAGUUCAAGCUGCCGUCUGAAAUGACCUACCAGUGCGGUGAUUACCUUGCAGUGCUGCCAGUUAAUCCGAGCUCUGUUGUCCGUCGCGCAAUCCGCCGCUUCGACCUCCCCUGGGACGCCAUUAUCAAAGUGCAGAAGCCCUCAGGCUCAACAGCUUCCCCCUCGAUCCCCCUCGACACGCCGAUCUCAGCCUUCGAGCUCCUAUCCACCUACAUCGAGCUAUCCCAACCCGCCUCGAAGCGUGAUAUUAACGUCCUAGCCGACGCUGCCAUUUCCGAUGCGGAACUUCAAGCUGAACUACGCUACCUCGCCUCCAGCCCCAGCCGCUUCACCGAAGAAAUCGUCAAGAAGCGCGUCAGCCCACUAGAUCUCCUAACUCGCUAUCCUCAAAUCAAGCUUCCCAUUGGCGAUUUCCUCGCAAUGCUUCCACCAAUGCGCGUGCGACAAUACUCCAUUUCCUCAUCACCGCUAGUCGACCCAUCCGAAUGUUCGAUAACCUUCACCGUCCUCAGCGCUCCGGCACUCGCCAAUGAUACCGCCGUAGUCAGCGAAAACAUCGAGCAAUACCUGGGCGUUGCAUCAAACUACCUCUCCGAGCUCCAAGCUGGCGAACGCGCACACAUUAGCGUCCGUCCCUCGCAUUCAGGCUUCAAGCCGCCAGUGGACCUCGAAACACCAAUGAUCAUGGCCUGUGCCGGUAGUGGUCUCGCACCGUUCCGCGGCUUUGUCAUGGACCGCGCGGAGAAGAUCCGCGGCCGCCGCAGCUCGCCUGACUCGAAUGAGUUGCAUGACAACGAGGCGAUCCUGCCCGCCAAGGCGGUGCUGUACAUUGGCUGCCGCACGCAGGGCCAAGAUGACAUUCACGCCGGCGAACUUGCAGAGUGGGCUAAGCUCGGCGCUGUCGAUGUCCGCUGGGCAUAUAGUCGACCCGCCGACGGAAGCAAGGGACAGCACGUUCAGGAUCUUAUGCUUGAGGACCGUGUGGAGCUGGUAAAAAUGUUUGAAGAAGGUGCCAACAUCUAUGUUUGCGGUAGCACUGGUGUUGGUGCUGGUAUUCGCGAGGCUUGCAAGCAGAUGUAUCUCGAGAAGCGCCGGGCGAGACACGCUGAACUUGAGGAGAAGGGCGAGACUCCACCCGGGGCUGAGCUUGAUGAGGAUAAGGCUGCUGAUCUGUUCUUUGAGAAUUUGCGAACAAACGAGCGGUAUGCUACCGAUGUGUUUACUUAG